Molecule: messenger RNA, 342 nt
Organism: Aspergillus glaucus CBS 516.65
Lineage: Eukaryota; Fungi; Ascomycota; Eurotiomycetes; Eurotiales; Aspergillaceae
Exons: 2
Coding region: 1-342 (113 amino acids)
Source: RefSeq, a predicted model, not a curated record
AUGUUCUCCCGAAUGAACCCAAGAAACUACCGCUCCCGCUCCGGCAGCAGCCAAUCCCAAUCCGACGAGGAUCCCUCACGCCAAGUCGGCCAGGAGACUUAUCAGGGAGAUUUUGCUACGAUGGAUCCGACUAUGCAGCGACAAAGUGUAUCCUCGAUGGGCGUGGAUGGACGUCGGACGUCGGAGAGUGAGCAGGGUUUACAGCAGGGGAUGAAAGAGGGGAUGCAACAGAUGUCACAGGGUAUGCAGCAGGAGAAGGAAGCUGGGAAGCAGGCAGCGCGACGACCGAGUUGGAUGAAGAAGAUGGCGAAUUUGCCGGAGGAGGUUAAUGAAUUUGGUUGA